AUGGUGCGCUCCUGCGGUCCCCUGUCCCCUACGGCAGGCGGUUCCUUGCGCUCCGCCUCUCCGGGCGCGGCCGCUUCUUUCUCUUCUUCUUCGCCAUUUCCUUCCUACUCUUGCGCGCCGUUCAGCAGAACGGCGCGCGCGCCACGGCCUCAUGGGCCCUUCGGCGGAUACGGCUCACGCUGCGAUGACGGCGGGAGUUUAGGCUGCGCGCAGUGGUCCGUCUUCCGCGACGGCGCGGACCCAGAGGAAGAGGCCAGGGUCGAGGGCAGACAAAGACUGCCCUACAGCGUAGACAUGACAACUGGAAGAGGCUCUGAACGACGCCCUCUGCUCCCUGGAAUUCCAGGAUUAUGCCCCGCCGCCAGCGCGUUAUGGGCCGUUCGCAUCUCUCGGUUCACGUUGGUCACGGUCGCUCCCUCCUUAAGUGCACUCUCAUCCACCAACACUCCUUGUCUGCUGUCCUACUCUGAGCAUGUGCGCGUUGCUUCCUCCUUUUCUUAUGCAGUUGCCUACUACGAGCAAUUAGAUUCGGCGGCAGAGGACUCGCUGGCAGUACCUCGGGCGACCUUUUCGCCUCCGGCGCGGCGGCCUUUGAGGGUCCCCCGUAGUCAGCCCCGCCUGGCUCCCGUCUCGCCCAGUCGCGCCUGUGUGCCACCUCGUGCGGCCUCUGCGAGGACGACGCAGAGGCAUUCCAAUGCGGCGAGGGAGCAGCGCGUCGCGUCUUCCGCGAGGCGAAGCCGGGAGGCGAACACCCGCGAGGAGCGAACUAAUUGUUCGCCUGUAUCCUCCGCAGGCAAGGAGGUGAAGCGACAGACGGAGGCGAAAGGUGGGCUGCUUGGCUCACGGAUGGUGCGAGCUGAUGCUCCGCGGCCCUCUGUGCGCACGGAGGCGUCUCGCGCCGAAGACGAACAGGAGACCGUCGAGCUGGAGCACGCGUCGCCCGCCGGUGCCACUCCUGCGACGGCGCCGCAGCUCCUGCGACAGAAAACGAGGAGGGAGAAGGCGGACGACGAUGACAAGUGCGCCCGGCUUCGCGCACUUCGCGCGCAUGUGCAGACACUCAGCAGCCUGUGCUUGACUGGCUCCGCACGGAGAGCGAACUCUCAAUUGGGUUCGCUGUCGCGGCGCUUCACGAGGACCGAUUUCGCGGUAGGCGCGCAGUCCGAGGAAGGCUCGGAAGGGGGGGUCGCGCCUUUCUUCGCAGUCGCCGCGCCCUCGGGGCUGCUCACCGGCGUGUCGCGGGGCGUCCUCGGCAGAGGGACGGAGAACGCAAAGGAGGAGGGUGGCAUCGAAGAAAUCGAGCGACCGAAACCCCUGCGGUCGCGCGCGGCUCCCAAGUCUUUCACGACGAUCCGUGGAGCCUUGCGCGAUGGAGAGGUAAAAAGGGACCAGACGGCGACGCGCGAGUCCUCAGACGCAGACAUCGAGGCGCUCGACGUUGACGACAUUCGAUCUGGCCCGUCGUCGGAGGACUCCUCAUCCCGGCGCCGUGCCCGACCGCCGGCGCGUGCGGUGGCGUCUCGGCAGUUCGCGUCUUCACCGAGUAUAAGGCGAGAGAUGCCGUCGCGCUGGACGUGCGCGGCGGAGGGCGCGGAGGACGCCUCCGAAGCCUCGCUGUCUUCCUGGGAGUCCGGGGGCCUCGACAUCUGCUGGGAGUUCUCAGAGAUCGGCGAGUCCGCGACGACCAGCACGCGGAAGCCUGUCUCGAGUAGAGGGCGAGCAUCUGGCGCGGACAGCAGGCGCGGGCUCAGCAACCGCCGCUCCAGAAGCAUGCGGCUGGCCAAGUCCGACGGCGCGACGGGCCAAGGCGGGGGACGAAGGAGAGAAGACGGAUACGUGAGGUUUUUCUCUGACGAGCAGGAGGAGGCAGACGCGAGGGCUGUCACGGCGGCGCAGCUGCGCGCCUCGCAGUUCGCCAUUGAGCAGCUGCGAGAGGCGAUUGAGAGGCGAAGGACGCAGAACAACUUGAGGCUGUUCCACUCCGACUUCGCCGGCGGCGGGCCUGGCUCGCGCCGACGGCACGAGGAGCGCGAGUGGCGCAAAGACGAAGAAAGAGAAAAGGAGGCCGCAGAGCUGGCGUCGCAGAUCUUGGGAGAAGCGAACUACUACGCCCAGGAAACGGACCCCGACCUCGCUCAGGCGUACGACCGGCUGGCCGCGCAUCUUCAGCAUCUGCGGGACUUACAAGACGCACAGCAUCGAAUCCCGCAUCGCGGAAAGAGUAGUGACGAGUACCAAGCCUUCCUCGAGACGGUGCAGCUGGCGAUCCGCAAGGCGCUGGAGGCGGAGAGGGACGGCGAGCUCCUGCCGUCCCUCGCCGUGUCGUCGCCAGACGGCUACCGCGCAGUUCACGGACACAGGAGGGGCGUCUCGACGCCCGCGCAGCAGGCCUUUUGCCCUCCUUUCUCGCUCUUCACGAAGCCCUCGCGGGCUGCGGUCUCCCCUUCGGGUCCCGCCGGAGCACAACCGGCGUGCGGGGCGAGGGCUGCAGCGGGAGCGCGGCGCCAGGAGCAGGACUCCGAGAAGUCCGACGGAGAGAAGAGCUGCCGCAGAGGGCGGUCGUCCUCGCCUCUCUUCUUCAGCGGCGUAGGAUGGAGGAAGCAAACAGAAGAGGACGGCGAGGAGCGGACCUCGCGCCGGCAGCGAGACAAGAGGGGAGAGAGGGGCGAAGCCUCGUCUCUGGCUCUCGACGGGGACUUAGUGUUUGGAGAAGGAAGGUCUCGAGACCACUCGGAAACCGGUCGACAAGAUGGAGACCGAAUCGAACUUCCGUCUCCUGUUAUGUGGGGCGUGCAUCCGCCGGAGGGUGUCGAACGGGACGAGGAUCUCUGCGUCCUCUCAGGCGAAGUCGGAGGCCUCGCGCAACCGAGAACCAACAGGGGGGAGAAGUGUCAGAAGGAUUCAGGGCGCAGCAGAAAAGAAGGAAAGAAGGCGGAACCGAGUCCCAAACCCGAGGCCGACGCGCACGUUUCUGUCAAUGCACGCCUAUCAGAGGCUCUGUCGUGCGAGAAAACGCUGCACUUCAUGGGGAGCCCAUUCGUUGCAACUGCAGAAGAGGCGGACGCUGGGGCCCUCCAGGAAGGUGACGAUCUCAACGACGCUCUCGAGCGCCUCCAUCUCUUGGAGGCCUACCUCCAGUCUGAUCCGAGCGUCGGCACCUUGCCGCGAUCGCGCGUGGAGUGCUCAGAGAAGCUGAAACAGGCUGUCGAGGCUCUCGAUGCAGUCCGGGCGCAGCCCAGGGGCCCCCUUGGGGGCAGCGAGGACGGUGGUCAGGAAACUUCGAGACGAACGCAGCUCGACAUUCAGGAUCUCCAGUUCCUUACGGGAUUGUUGCUCAUGGAGAAAACGCGGCGCGAGAGAGCGCGAGGAGGAAACCAGGGACACGGGGCCAGUCCAAUUCUGCCUGUCGUUCCUCCCUCUGUCGAGCUCGAGUCGGGCGACUCGAGCGGCGGCGCGUCUGAGAAGCGCCUUCUGGACAAGCGCCGGCUGUCUCCGCUAAGGCGGCCGGGUUCCCGCGUGCGCUUCGUCGCUUCGAGUUUUAGGCACGAAGAGGACCGCGUCUCGCCCGUCGCCCCAGCCUCGAGCCCGUCGUCAGCGCCCGCGGCGGCGCGUCUCCCUCCUGCGUCUUCCGCCGCGUCGCAGACCCUGUCCAGCCACCCUGCGCCCUCGGCGGCUUCAGUUGCUCCGACCGUAGGUCUCCCUCCGGCUUCCACUACGAGCGCGGUCGUGAAGCAGGCCAACCCGCGUCCUUCGGCGUCACGGAGCGGAGGGCUGUGGAGCGGCCCGAGCUCCUCGAGCUCUGAAGGCGUCUCGACGCUGCCCUCACCCGCCGAAGAAGAAGUCCAGGAGCCCACGUUCAGCAUCAAGGUGUCUCCUGCGCUGUCCAUCGCUGAGUCGCAGCUCCGUGCGGCGCGGAAGGACUCGCGGGAGCUCCCCGCACGCUCGGCUUCGCAGCUGCUCGAACCCGCCGCCCUCUCGACCGUUCUUGGCGCGGCCGAAGGCAAGCCGCCGUCCGCGCCCGCGUCGCCUUCGCAGCUGUCGUCUCCCGCGUCGUCCUGCGAGGCGGAGUCGCGGGGAGCGCCCUCGCUCGGGGCGAGCCCGAGGGCUAGCGGGGUCAUCAGCUCGACCCGACUCUGCGAGAGCGACCCGCCGCAAAGGGAAACCUCCAGAGGUCGCAAGUCUCCUGUGGGCGCGAGUGUCGCUCUCAGCAGUCUCUCCGCUUCGCAGGCACUGCCCUCUCUUCAGGAGGAUGCGCCGGCGCCCGCCGUCGAGGAUGCGCCCAUCCUUGUGGAGGCGAGCCCCACAGUGGAUGUGGCACCGAAGGCCGCGGAGGAAAACGAAAACGCUGGAGAGAAGAGCGAACCGCCCGUCGCCAAGCUCCCCUACUCCGGAACGUCCACGAUACUCCGAAUGGGAUCUCUCGAUCCUGCAGAGGACGCCAAAUACGAAAUUGUGGUUUCUCUUGGCCAGCUCAAGAACGUGUUUGUCUUCUCCGAGAACCUCCAGCCGAGAAAAAUUUUCUGCGUCGUGCACUACCAGGGGCAAGACGUUCAGGAGCUCAUGCGGACGCGGAUGCAACGCUCCAAGACGCAGCGAGUCGUCGAACAAGGCGCUCACGCGUACAGCUGUGACAUCAAUGAAGAGGUGAUCCUGCCCUUCCACUCCCACCGCGCUGGCGUGCGCGUUACAGUCAUGCAGCUGCAGGUUGACGACGACCUCGCCGCCUCCGUGCCGGCGCUUGAGAGCUUCCAGUUCGUGCCCCUCGGCACCACCCCCCUUCUUCUCUACAACAACGCAAACCAGGACGGCGAAAAGACUUUCUGGUCGCUGCUCAACACGAAGGACCCGGGCGCAUCGACAGGCGAGCUGUCGGUCGGCCUCUUCGCGCGUCCCAAGCGCGCGUCUGAGAUCUCGCAGCUCAGGAGCAGUUUCGCGCAUCGCAGCUCAAUCGCACCUCAAGUCGAAAUGCGUAGCGAAAAACUUGACAGAGAAGCAGGCCGUCCGCCGCUUCGAAGUCCGAGGAAGUCUCUCGUUCUCAGCUCCCCAAGCCCCGACGAGGACGCCUCGCCAGCCUCUGCAGGCGCGGAGGGUGAGCAGUCCCAUGCAGAGGCGGGCGCGGCCGCGAAAGACGCAGAUCGUGAGCUCUCGGCAGGAUCUGAGAGCUCACCCACUAGAGAGAAACACAAAAAAAAAGGAACACAAAAGAAGAGGCACGCCAGCGCCGAGAAGGCAGAAGAGGAGAUCACGCACGAGAGCGAGGGCAGGGUGGAGACGGCGGGUAGUCAGGACUCCGUGAGCUCGUCGCUCCCCGCGCCGCUGGAAUCGGAGAGCGGAGCGUCCGCGAACGGGGCAGACACUGCGAUGGGAGUCGACGAGCGAGCGCAAGACGAGGCGGCGGCGGGAGACGAAGGAGCGGAGCAAGAAGUCCCGAACGGUGACGGCGGAGACAAGGCAGCCUAG
Messenger RNA from Besnoitia besnoiti, 5460 nucleotides. RefSeq lists its product as uncharacterized. The coding region runs from base 1 to 5460 and encodes 1819 amino acids. The transcript is spliced from 14 exons. Lineage: Eukaryota; Apicomplexa; Conoidasida; Eucoccidiorida; Sarcocystidae. The record is from RefSeq and is a predicted model, not a curated record.